This is a messenger RNA of Musca domestica (house fly), 764 nucleotides long. RefSeq names its product coiled-coil domain-containing protein 103-like. Gene Ontology annotation, biological process: determination of left/right symmetry; epithelial cilium movement involved in extracellular fluid movement; inner dynein arm assembly. The record is from RefSeq and is a predicted model, not a curated record. The transcript is spliced from 2 exons. NCBI's taxonomy places the organism in Eukaryota, Metazoa, Arthropoda, Insecta, Diptera, Muscidae. Gene Ontology annotation, cellular component: outer dynein arm. The coding region runs from base 280 to 546 and encodes 88 amino acids.
GACUAUUCUAUUUCAUAGCCCUUUAGUCUUCAAUAAUAAAAAUGCUUCCAUCAGAAGACUUGGUGAAACAUUUCUUCUUCAAUCUACUGAAAGGAAUUCUAGCCCCAAUUCUACAUCUGGCUCUCUUUCCGGCAUUCCCUUGAAGAAUAUCCUCAAAAUGUGUUUAAUUUAUAUUCGGUUACCAUGGAAACUCUUUGAAUAUUUUGUUGACUUUCCAAAUCAAGACAUCCCUGUGUUUGUUAUUAUUUUUUUAUUAAUUUUCCAAUCGAUCAGUACAAAAUGUUUUCCACAAACAUUAAUGAAGAAAUAACAGCCGAGGAGUUACAACAUCUAUCCAAGCUUUGUCUGGAACGCAUACGAGUGGGUGAAUUACAUUGUCUGAGAAAUGAUGCCAAGCUGAGGGCCGUGAAUAAUACCAAAACUUAUGAUGAAUUCAAGGACAUUGUGGAUGCUGCCCAUUUGAAGCCGAUUACCAAACAGGAUAAAAUGAAUGCUAAGACCAGAAAUCGUUUAUGGAAUAAAGCAGCAGCGGAAGUGGAUGAUUAAAAAAAACAUACAUUUUACUUAUUUUUACAAGUGGAACUUGUUUCUCGAGGAAGAAAAUUAUGGAAGUCCUAAAUAUACAGUAUACAAGGAAAAAUGUCAUAGAAAGGAGAACUAGAGCACAUUACCACAUUUGAUAUAGAAAAAUAUGUGCAUUACUUUAUUUAAAAAUGAAAAUUUCGAAGCAACUCGAUAUUGAAUGCGAUAAUUUAAAGCCUGCA